GUGUUGUUUUGUGACGAUAAAUUCUAAAUAUUGAAUGAAAAUAGUACAAUUGAGAAGAGACACUAUGUGAUAUUGUGAAAUAAUAAUAACCAGUGUGAAAUAUGUUUUAAUUUAUCAAACUUUUAAUGUGCAAGUGCAUUUAAAAUCAAGUUUUACAGAUAAUGUAUAAAAUGUCAAGGAAUGAAUAAAUAGGUACAAGAUGCUUAUAAAAGAGUACAGAAUACCUCUACCACUCACGGUAGAGGAAUAUCGGAUCGCCCAACUGUACAUGAUAGCUAAAAAAAGUAGGGAAGAAAGUUCUGGCGAAGGAAGUGGUGUUGAAAUUCUUGUUAAUGAACCUUAUGAAGAUGGGCCUGGAGGUAAAGGCCAGUAUACCCAAAAAAUAUACCAUGUUGGCAGCCAUUUACCUGGUUGGUUUAAAAGCCUACUUCCAAAGUCUGCCUUAACAGUCUCUGAAGAGGCUUGGAAUGCCUACCCAUAUACUAAAACAAGGUAUACAUGUCCCUUUGUUGAAAAAUUUUCAUUAGAAAUAGAGACUUAUUAUUAUGCUGACAAUGGCCACCAAGAAAAUGUCUUUAAAUUAAAUGGAAGUGAUUUAAAAAAUAGAAUAGUCGACAUAAUAGAUGUUGUUAAAGAUCAAUUGUAUGGUGCAGAUUAUAUCAAAGAAGAAGAUCCAAAAUUAUUCGUGUCACAAAAAUGUAACAGAGGCCCUUUAAGUGACACAUGGUUGGAUGAUUAUUGGAAAGAAGUUCAAGAUAAACCUCAACCUCUUCCAAAUGGAAAGUCACUUAUGUGUGCCUACAAACUCUGUAGAGUAGAAUUUCGAUAUUGGGGUAUGCAAACAAAAUUAGAGAAAUUUAUACACGACGUUGCAUUGAGAAAGACCAUGCUUAGAGCUCACCGACAAGCUUGGGCUUGGCAAGAUGAAUGGCAUGGUCUCACAAUGGAAGAUAUUCGAGAAAUAGAGAGACAGACACAAUUAGCUUUGCAGAAAAAAAUGGCGGGUGAGACCAGUGAUGAGUUAGAUGUUUCUGAAGAUAAUUCGAAGUCACUUGCAGCAACAAUGAGCAGUUUAGAGAAAAAUGAAGAUAUACCAACACCUAUGGUUACAAAAAAGAAUACUUCUGAAAAGCGAGUUCAAAAACAUUUAACCCCCGAAGGGACACCGCCAUCUGAACACAAAAGUUCCAAAUCAAAUCUUAGAUCAUCUUCCUCUGGUUCAAUAAAAAGUUUGCAGGCACAAGUCGCCAAUUGGCGAAUGGAAACUUUAGUUAGGGAAUCGGAAACUGAAACGGGUUCUGAAGAUGAGUUUUAUGAUUGUGAAUCAUCAUUUAAUAAGUGGUCAUCGUUAUGUUCUCUUGAUGAAGCAGAUAUCGAUAUAUCUCCAACUCAAGGAGAACAAUCCCAUGAAGACAGCAUAUUUAAUCCAACAUUUUUGAAAAGAGUUACGUCAGAAAGAGGUUCUCGAAGAUUGCUUACUUUACAAAGCCACCAAAGUAUAGAUGGUUGUCCGGAUACUCCAGUGCAUAGCACUUGUCCAAUUACUGUACUGAUAUUGGUAUUUCAUGCUGGAAGUGUUUUAGAUGCAAAUGUCGAUAUGACAGCUAAAAAAUCUGAUGUAACAACAUUCAAAGGUGCAUUUGAGUCUGUAAUGCGACAGCAUUAUCCAACAUUGGUUGGUCAUGUAACAAUAAAAUUAGUUGCGUGUCCUUCUGUUUGCACAGAAGCCCUUGGUGUUCUUUCUACUUUAAGUCCAUAUAGUUUUGAUUGUUCUCCAUCAUCUCUGGAGACGCCAUCUCUAACUAAUGAUCUCAUACCUAUUGGUGCUAUACCAUUAAUUGCUACAUCGUCACUUGAUUAUGCUGAAUCUGUAACAAAAACAAUAAAUUCCGCUAAUGCUGUAUUUAAUGAAUUUAUUAAGUCUGAUGAUGGUAAAGGAUUCAAUGGUCAAGUGUGUAUUGUAGGUGAUAGUAUGGGAUCGGUAUUAGCGUAUGAUGCACUUUGCAGAACUUUACAGUAUCAAUCGCGUCAUGAUAGUGAAAACAGUAUUUUAGAUACUGAAAUUACCAUUCCUAGUGACCCUACUGACCACUAUUUAAAUAAAUCUCAUUUACAAGCACCAACACCUAGAAGAAGAUCUUCUUCCACUAGUGAAAAUCAUGUAAAAUUUGAAUUCGAAGUUAGUGAUUUCUUUACGUUCGGUAGCCCUUUAUCGCUUAUAUUAGCGUCAAGGAAAAUAUCUGAUGAUAAAGCACGUGAUAUUAUAAAACCCCCUGUUCAACAAGUAUUUAAUUUAUUCCACCCUACUGAUCCCGUUGCUUCGAGAUUAGAACCUUUACUAUCUGCAAGAUUUACUAAUUUACCUCCCAUAAACGUUGCUCGUUAUACAAAAUACCCUUUAGGUAAUGGUCAACCAUAUCAUUUGAUGGAAUUAAUUCAAAGUCAUCCUCAAUUGUUUGGGGACCAUCUACAAAUGCCACCAACGCCUGUUUUACGAAGACUUUCAGAAGCAUCUGUUCAAAGUACAGUUAGCGGUUUGGUAGAUAACAUUCCAUUAAUUACAAUGAAUGCUUUGCAACAAAAGUGGUGGGGAUCUAAACGAUUGGAUUACGCCCUUUAUUGUCCAGAAGGUUUAACAAAUUUUCCCACAAAUGCUCUACCACAUUUAUUUCACGCAAGCUAUUGGGAAAGCUCCGAUGUCAUAGCUUUCAUACUACGACAAAUUGGACAUUUUGAUUUAGCCUUGUAUGGUCAUUCAGAAGAUAAGGAAUGUCCGAUAUUUAAGCCAGGACAAGAAAGAGAGAAAUGGAUGAGGAAAAGGACAUCUGUAAAAUUAAAAAAUGUAGCUGCCAAUCAUAGAGCUAAUGAUGUAAUUGUGAAAGAGAAUACUCCACAAACUUUCAUAGCUAGAUUUAUGUAUGGUCCUUUGGACAUGAUAACGUUAACUGGCGAGAAGGUUGAUAUCUAUAUGAUGAAAGAUCCCCCGGCUGGUGAAUGGACACUGAUGUCCACUGCAGUUACAGACAAAACAGGAAGGGUGAUAUAUACAUUGUCAGAUAAGCAAAGUGUAGGUUGUGGUAUCUAUCCAGUCAAGGCUGUAGUUAGAGGCGAUCAUACCAGUUGUAAUUUCCAUCUCUCUGUAGUUCCACCACAAACGGAAUGUGUCGUUUUCAGCAUUGAUGGCUCUUUUACAGCAAGCGUUUCUGUUACUGGUAGAGAUCCGAAAGUUAGAGCUGGCGCUGUAGAUGUAGUGCGCUUUUGGCAAGACUUAGGAUAUCUUAUCCUUUAUAUUACUGGUAGACCUGAUAUGCAACAGAGAAAAGUUGUUUCGUGGUUAGCUGAACAUAACUUUCCACAUGGAUUAGUCUUCUUUUCUGAUGGAUUCUCGACUGACCCAUUAGGACAUAAAGCUGCACACUUAAACAGCCUUAUUAAUGAUCAUGGAAUUAUUUUAUAUGCGGCUUACGGUUCAGGGAAAGAUAUAAGUGUUUAUCAUCAUUGUGGGCUAUCCCCAAAACAGAUAUAUGCCAUUGGCAGGAUUAGCAAAAAGUAUGUAAAUUUAGCCACUACUUUGAAUGAUGGAUAUGCAUCCCAUUUAGCGGAUCUGAAACUACCUGGUGCUGUCAGAGCUGCUAGAGGCAAUGCUCGGCUUCUUGUACCACGUCGAUUACUGGCUCCAGUCACCAAUAACACUGUUAGUCGCAAUCGACGUUAAUUGCUUAAGUGUAACCCGUUUUCUGCUGUAUAGCACGCUCCUUUUAGUGUUGUGCUUGUGAUUUUAAAGUGGUAAUAUUUUUCUGAAGUAUCAAGUUACAAACUAUGUACAAAUUGUUCUAAAUAUCUAUAAUACUUACCCGAUAUACAUUAUGAGAUCGAAAAUGUUUAAUACCAACAUUUUAUAUGCGUUGUAGAACUACAUACAAUGCUGUGAUGAACAAAUGUGGUUAUAAAUUCGUAGUCACUGUGUACCUAACUAUUGGUAAUUUAAGCUAAUAUAUUGCUUAUUUAUUAACUGUUUUGACUUACAUAUUUUAAGAUCUUGUUACAUCUCUAUUAUAAUGAUUAAUAAUAAUCGAGCAUUAAGUAUUUUAAAUAAUAAUAUUAUCGAUAUUUCAAUACAUAUAUGUAUGAAGGAAAGUGAAUCUCAUUAUCAUCAUGAACAAUGCUUUAGUAUAGUAAUUAUUCGAUGUAUUUAAUCAAUUGAAGCCCUACUCGUAUUAUUUUAUUCUGAUAUGACGUUUAUAAUGUUAAUAAAAUUAAUGACUAUUAAGCUAUUUUGACUGCUAUUUCGAAUUUUACAUAGAACCGAAUAUCUAUAAUCUCAAUUGUACUUAAUAUUUUAUAAAAGCCAUUAUAGUGGCUACUAUUUAAUUUCAUAAAAAUAAAUGUAUCAAAGUACAAUAAUUGUGUCUGAUAUUGUUUAUGCAGCUACGUAAAUUUUAAAUAUAAAUUAACUAUACCUACAUACCUCUUUACUAAACAAUAUUUUCUAUUGCUAUUUAAAGUAUAUCUGCUCCUAAUCAGAAAUCCCAAGAAUACUUUACUUAGUAUUAAUUAAUCUUAUGUGUUUACAUGAUAUUUGUUUAUGUAUCUUAUUAUUGUUAUAUACUGUAAUGGCUAACUAACGUUUGAAUUUUUUAUGACUUAGAACGUAAAGGAAUAUUUUAUUAUAUGACAGUGCUACAAGAACAUACUAAGUCUUUGGUAUUUUGUAAUCAAGUAUACAAGAUUUAUAUGAAUCCGAAUCGACAAAACAUAUUUUAGCGAAACGAUAAAAUAUGUUUUGUCGAUGAAUUACUUUGUCUUUGUAUUACCAAAUAUAUAAUAUAAUUCUAUUUCGUAUACACCUACGUAGAGGUUCAAAAACUUACCUAAUUUUGACUUAAUAACGUAAGUGUGUCUUUAUGUACUUGUAAAUGUUUGACAUUAAAUUAUUUAGACCACGCAGUUAAUCUUCCUAAAUUACAUUUUAAUGACCGUUCCGCACAUCACAUUGUAUAUUAUAUUUAUUUUGAUAACUUAUAUCAAGCAUUCCCAUACUAUAUAACUCAUUUGGACCUGCGUAUAUAAUUUGGAAGUCCUUGGAGUAGAUAUUUGCACGUAAUGAUAAAAUACCAAUUUGCACGUACUCUACGAUUUACAAGGCACAUGUCUAACGAGAACGAGGCGCUUAUGUAACUGUACCUAUAACAAAUGCGGUUGAUAAAUAUUCCAAAUAGUUGAAAAUAUGCCACCCUCUGCGCUGAUCUUUAUUUGUUUAGAUUUCUAUCGCUUUACUUUCGUUUUAAAUAUGUAGUUGUAUUAAUAGUUCCCUAAGUCAUUUAUAAAAUUGGCAAUAUCAUGUUCAAUUUUAUAAUUAAAAAUACCUAUUAUAUCGUAUAAGUAUAUUAUUAUAUAAACCAAAUAUAAAAUUAUUUUUCUAGUUCACCAUUUUAGUUCUCCGAGAACGUAAAAUAAGUAAAUUAUAUUAAUUAAAUAAUAUAUAUAUAUAUAUUAAUAAUCGUUGUAAGUACAUUCCUGUUUCAGAGAUAUUUCUAUUGUUAUGAUAUAAUUGUGGUUAUGAAUUUAAUUAUAGCGUUAGAUCGUAGUUCGUGGAUAAUGUAAUUUGUAUUUAAAUUAGAAAAUUAGUAGGUACUUAGCAUUGAAUUGCUAAAACAACAUUUAUUUUUAUGUCAUCACUUCAAUGAAAUUGUAAAAGAAAUAUUUUCCUUGUCUUCAAUUUAAUUCGAAGAAUAAGUGUAUUUAUUUAGUUAAUAUUUUUAUCAUUCUGAAUAUAACGAAGUAAAUACAGUGCCAUAUUGUAUGCACGCGUUAUCUACAAUAUUAUAUAUGCAAACAUAGACAUAUGCAUUAGAUUAGUAGCAAUGUAAUAUUUCUGUUUAUUUUAAAACUACAGAUGUAGAUACUUUUAACUAUUUUUUACUUAUUCUGUAUAUCACACGAGUUAAUCAUAGUCAUACACUUUGUUUACGUUUCAAUUGGCACGCUCGAUAUUGAGUCGUAUCUACAUGCAAUAUGUGUCACUUCCUCUCCCUUACGGAGCAAUUCUGGAAAACAGCGAGUGCUUAUUUUAUGACAUCGUAUAACGUUUUCGUUGUGUAUUUAUCGAAUUCUAUUCCCCAUAUAUCUACUACGUAAUUCUAUUCGUCAUGUAUCUAUUUUCGUAUCUUUUCUUAAUUUCAUCAGUUCUCGAUAAGAUAUUAAGCUGUAUACAAAGAUUGACAUUUCUAUCUCUAUCAAAAUGUUUGAUGUCUCUCAGUGGCUGCAUUCUUACAUUUUUAAUGUAAAUUUAUAGAUAUUGCCACGGUUUGCCCUAUAAUCUUUUAUGACGUUCUGUAUACAAUGACGGCAUCUUAUAUGAGUGUUUUAUUGCUAUUUGGUUCCGAUUGGUGGUUAGCAAUAAAUGCCAGUCAUCAUAUUUACUUUGCAAGUACCAAAACUUGCAUUGAAGUAUAUAUGCCUAUCCUUCCAGUUCAUUAAAAUUCUUGGAAAUUAAGUAAGCAACCUUGGACAAUACUCUCGGGAAAUUAGCUACCGAACAUAACUUAGAUGCCUAAUAUAUUUAACAGGAGGGUAAUUUGGAUGUCGGUCCUAUAUUACCAAGUCGGUAGUAAUCCGUGUAACGAUCCCUAAGCUACACAAGCCAGAAUAUAGGAUAAAACUGCAACCGGACCUUGUGUGGCUUCUCGAGGCCGGCCUCUUAUAAAUUUAUCCGAUUGCCCAUGAUUCACUUCAAAGACGACGCUCGUAUAAAUAUUAUUAAUAAUCAGAAAAUUUAUAAACAUGUCUGGAAAACUGGUCUGUGCAUCUGUAAAUCAAGACUUAGAUAAAUGAGUCAAUCUCGUUUGUUAAUGUUUAUGAAAAUGCAUACAUCAAACAAAAAAAUAUUAUACCUACUCGUAUGAAAGUAAGUCAAAGAGCUGAACAAAUUUUGAUGAAAUUUGGUAUAAGGGUUCUGAAUUCUGAACAUUGAUUUUGAAAUAAUUAGAAUUUGUUGUGAUCACAUGAAGGAUUUAAACAGAUAGAUUUCUACGUCUUUUUCUGUGUUAUUAUUGUAGCUAGAAUUAAUAGGGAUAGCAAAGACAAAACUGGCAAUUGACGAAUAUAAUCAAAGUUUAAGAAUAUUUGUGUAGUUCUCAAAAACAGUCUAGUACCUAGUUAUUUAAGGAUAAUAUUUUUUUAAGAUUACCUUGUAGGUAUUAUAUGAAUGUACUAAUAUAGACAAUUCAAAACUUUUCCUAACUAUUUUUCUAGGUUCUGUAGGAAACUGCCAAAAUAUUAUAAUUUGUCGAUCUACUAUGCGUUAUGACACUACAUCAAAACUUGUAGUAUGUAGAUCAUCGAUGGUAUGUUGAUUCUCAUAAUUACCUCACUACUAGCUGUUACGAGGAUUAUAAGAGGAUUUACCUUGCAAUUACUAGACCAUCUAGGCGAUUUAUUUACAGUACAAAGGAUUUUCUUUCCAGUUAUAAAUAACUGAAUAUAUUUUCUAAUUACUAUUCUUAAUUCUAAUUCUUAAUAAUAUGUAAAUGAAUAAUUAUACUUAUCUUUAAUAUGUUAUUAAAUAUUUAUCGACACUAUUUCGGUCACAAAAUAUUCCAACUUUUCGUUGUAUAUGUACCUACUUGACUUACGUAGGUAUGUAAUACCUACUACCUAUUUAUUAGACAUUUAAGUAUGUACUGGUCACAAAAUGUAAUGCUGAGAUAAUGCAUUGAAAAAUCACCUUAUUUUAUUCACUUUAUUACCUUUAUUUUAUGACACCCAGUAUUGGGUUGGUAUCUAAUCAUGUAUUUUAAUACUAGAUUUAUUUUAUAUUUGUCUGCCAAUUUUCUAUAUUUUACGAGCACAUUUGCAUACAUUGUCGUUCGUAAAUCUCGUGCACACCAACUCCUAAGUUAAUUAAAAUAAUUGUUUAAUUAACUUAGGAGUUGGUGUGCACGAGAUAUCUACAGCUACUUAAUACUUUAAGUAGCUAUAGAUAUUGAGAACUUAUAUAAAGAAAGAACUUUAACAGUAAUUAAUUUGAAUUUGAACAUUAAAAUGUAAAGUUAUUUCUUUACAUUUUAAUUUAUUUAUUAUUACAUUGUACUCAUAUCUCCACGUUUCCACCAAGAUUAUACGUGUUGUUUUACAUGCCUAUACGAUGUUAAUCAAAGGUACAUAACUAUAGGUAUGCACUGUUUUCUGUUUGAAUAGUGACUUUAUUAAAGCCUGCGCAGACAAGGCACAGUAACAUUCUAUUAUCUUCCACGGGUGCCCCAUCAGCGUAUGCUAUUAACGCAGACCGGUGCACCAUUCUAUAAUCGACAAAUAAUACUCCUAGUAUAUUCAUCCAACACAAAGAGGGGUCCUUUUCUCUGUAGGCCUAGUCUACGCAUACGUAAUUAAUCCCAUUACUAAUCAUAUAAGGUAAUCGUUGUUAUUAAUCACUUAUUUUUAAAUAUUUUUACUACAAAUCUCAUAUAGUUAUGGGUGGAAGCGAGAGGCGAGGGAAAGAAGGGUUUUUAGAAAGUUAUCAGUAUUUUAGAUUUUAUUUUAAAAUGUGUUAUUUUUUUAAAGUCAUAAACCUAAUGACUAUAAAGGUUACGGUAUUUAAUGUAAACGUGGAAUUAGAUAUUCUGAUUGUGAAACUUGUUUCCUUGACAUCCCGCCUAGUGCUGUGCUAGCUUCAAAUUGUUCUUUUAUAUUUGUGUAAUAUCUAAAUGUGUGGAUAUAAUAAAUUAUUGUU
Messenger RNA from Achroia grisella, 8731 nucleotides. RefSeq names its product protein retinal degeneration B (gene rdgB). The record is from RefSeq and is a predicted model, not a curated record. Gene Ontology annotation, molecular function: metal ion binding; phosphatidylinositol transfer activity; phosphatidylinositol binding. NCBI's taxonomy places the organism in Eukaryota, Metazoa, Arthropoda, Insecta, Lepidoptera, Pyralidae. Gene Ontology annotation, biological process: phospholipid transport. Bases 200 to 3715 code for a protein of 1171 amino acids. Gene Ontology annotation, cellular component: cytoplasm. The transcript is spliced from 2 exons.